AUGACCGGUCGUCUGAUAUUCAGCCGGUCGAUCGGCAAACGUGAGAACGGCAGAAGGCUGUCGUUGAGCGAGACGAAUGACCUUGUGUGUCCCAUUCAACACAACAUAACAUACUUCCACGAUCCCGUUAUCGACAUAGUGUUAACGAAGUGUCUAUUCAAUUACAUAGUCGAUUCGAUAGGCUACGAUGAUAUUUUAUUUGAAGAACCAGAAGAAAUCUGGUAA
Molecule: messenger RNA, 225 nt
Organism: Cinara cedri
Lineage: Eukaryota; Metazoa; Arthropoda; Insecta; Hemiptera; Aphididae
Source: the annotation of a GenBank genome assembly